CUCUGGUCCAGGCGUGUGGGUGUCAGCCGCGACCUCUGUGCUGGGAUGAGCCAUGCUCCCAGUUAAAGCAAGGGAGCCCAGCCACAGCCACGGCCAGCACAGUGGUAGCAGUUGGACUGACCAUUCCAGCUGCAGGAUUUGCAGGCCGUUAUGUUUUGCAAGCCAUGAAGCACAUGGAGCCUCAAGUAAGACAAGCUUUUCAAAGUCUACCAAAGUCUGCCUUCAGUGAUGGCUAUGACAGAGUUGGGUUUGAAUCCAAAAUGACAAAACGGGAAGCAGCGUUAAUACUAGGUGUAAGCGCUACUGCCAAUAAAGGGAAAAUAAGAGAUGCUCAUCAACAAAUCAGGCUUUUAAAUCAUCCUGACAAAGGAGGAUCUCCUUAUAUAGCAGCCAAAAUCCAUGAAGCUAAAGAUUUACUAGAAGGUCAAGCUAAAAAAUUAAGUAAAUGUAUGACGAAUUUUAAGUUCAUAUUAGUCUACGUAUAUGAGUACUACGUUUUUAUAAUAAAAUACCUCAGAGCUACAAUUUAAA
This is a messenger RNA of Callithrix jacchus (white-tufted-ear marmoset), 531 nucleotides long. NCBI's taxonomy places the organism in Eukaryota, Metazoa, Chordata, Mammalia, Primates, Cebidae. The record is from RefSeq and is a predicted model, not a curated record.